Molecule: messenger RNA, 1905 nt
Organism: Spodoptera littoralis (African cotton leafworm)
Lineage: Eukaryota; Metazoa; Arthropoda; Insecta; Lepidoptera; Noctuidae
Source: the annotation of a GenBank genome assembly
AUGGAAAAAGACUUAGAUCCAGAUAUAAUAAAAUUUACCCAGUUGUCCUUAGGCAAAUACGUUAAACGGCCUCCGUUAAGUGACAAACUGCUGAAAAAGCCACCGUUCAGAUUUUUACACGAUAUUGUUACGACGGUAUUAAAGACGACAGGCUUUUUUGGAAAUUUGUUUGAAGACAAUGAAUUAGUAUCGGAAAAUGUUAAAGACAGAGACAGUAAAAUAUUAUUUCUCAAUAAAGUAAUAUUUGUUCUGAGUAAAACCACAGGAAAAUCGAUCGCUGCAAAACCAUCCAAAAUAGUUGCAGGUCAAGAACCUGAAAAAACUAAUGAAUUACUUCAAUGUUUAGCUCAGGCUCUUGAUGAAAAAUUAUCUUCAGAUGAAGCUGUAAAAAGUUACAAGGAAAGCGUGAAGUCAACUCAAUCAUCUGAUGCAAAAAAUAAAGAGCCAAUAAAGUCAACAAAGAAAACUAAUGAUACAAAAAAAAUAACAUCUCGUAGCAGCGAAAAAUUAACUAAUCAAAGGAAUGAGGUUGCGCGGUCUACGACUAAACAAGAUAAGGAUAAGGCAAAUGAUGUCAAAUCAAAAAGGAAAGAAAAUGGGUCGGUUAAGGUUGAAUCUCAAAACCUGAAGAAAACACAGCAAUCAAAAACAGUGAACUCCAAAACCGGUAAAGAUAAUAAUGUGCCGAAAGAGGAUACCACAUAUACGCGCCAUAAAAAUAUACCGUCAUCGAAUUCUAUAGACAAAGGACAAAGUUCACUAAUUAAAACUCAAUCACAGGAAUCUGAUACAUAUACAGAAAAAGACGAUCAAUUAGAAAAAAUCACAAAUGAGACCCAAGUUUUAAGUCCUAGAGUAGAAAACGAUGAUGAAGGAACACUAAAUACCUCCUAUACAAUUGCAGAAAAAGAUUUAAAUUCAUCAACAUCAUCAAAUGAUUUAAAUGAUAUUGCACAUAAUGAUAUCAAAGAUCAAAUUAACUCCCAAGAAGCAGAUGUCAAUAAUGAAGCACAAUUAAUUGAACCUGAUCGCCAAAUACAAACUCACAACGACUUAAACGAUAACAUGAAGAUGAAAAAUUUUGAUACAAGUACAAUUGCCCAAGAAAGACAAAAGGACCAACAUAGUAGUAAUGAAUUCGAAAAUAAAUCUGUGAUCUCUGAACAAGAAACUGUGUCUGUAGUGAAAGUUCCAAUGUCAACCACAAAUGAACCAAAAAAUCCACGACCGCCAAGUGUAAGGCCUUCGUCUUCUAGGCCCGGAGCUCCGCGAAUGAGAGAAAAGCUUGACAAUGUUAUAAAAGACUCUGAUAAUCUACUUUUGGGUAAAGUAAACAUUAUUGUUGAAAAUACCCAGAAUGAAGAGGAAGAAGAAACGAACCUUAUACUGAUGGAACAUCAGGGAAGCACGGGCUCAAGUCCUCAAGAUCAGCAAGACAUGCAACUACCAUACGCAUCUAACGAACAUGGACAUCUGGUUCAAAAAAUUUUAGAUUCUCAAAAGGAACUGUCUCACAUAACAGGGAAAACAGAAAUUGAGUGGCAAUUUGGAGCUCAAAAGGCAAGAGAGGCGAUAAACCAGGAAGUUGAGCAACUUCGGUUUAAUAUCCAAGCUAUGUCUCGGGUAGCAAAUCCCCUCGGGAAGUUACUAGAUCACAUCCAAGAAGACGUAGAAGUAAUGCGUCAGGAACUUCACCAGUGGUCAAACAUUUAUGAAGAUGUAACCAAGGAGAUGCAAAAACAGAAGACAAUUAAUGAAGAUUCACUGACGCCAUUUUACACUAAAUUAAAACAAACAGAACGGGACAUUGAAGAGAAGCAUGACAAAAUAAACGAUCUUAAAAUAUUGAUCCAGAAAAAUGCUUCAAGAAUUGAGAAGUUGUUAAUGAGUGGGAGUGUGCAAUAA